Molecule: messenger RNA, 760 nt
Organism: Phragmites australis (common reed)
Lineage: Eukaryota; Viridiplantae; Streptophyta; Magnoliopsida; Poales; Poaceae
Product: transcription factor RAX2-like
Exons: 1
Coding region: 8-469 (153 amino acids)
Source: RefSeq, a predicted model, not a curated record
UUCGGGAAUGGGGCGGUCGCCGUGCUGCGACAAGGCGACGGUGAAGCGCGGGCCGUGGUCGGCGGAUGAGGACGCGCGGUUCCGGUCCCACAUGGAGCAGCACGGCACCGGCGGCGGCUGGAUCGAGCUGCCGGGGAAGGCCGGCCUGCUGCGGUGCGGCAAGAGCUGCCGCCUGCGGUGGCUCAACUACCUCCGCCCGGACAUCCGGCACGGCGGCUUCUCCCCGGAGGAGGACCGCGUCAUCUGCGCGCUCUACGCCGCCGUCGGCAGCAGGUGGUCCCUCAUCGCCGCGCACCUGCCCGGGAGGACCGACAACGGCGUCAAGAACUACUGGAACACGCGCCUCAAGAAGAUGCUCCUCGGCGGCAAGAAGCCGCCGCAACCGCACGACCGCCGUCAAUACCGUCAGGCUGCAAAUGUCCACCUCUGCCGCCUUGGAGCUGCCAACCUUACGAAUUACCGGCUGUAACGGUGGCGUUGAUCAGAUGCACGUUGGCGUCGUUGGAGGCGGCACAGACAUGAUCGCCAGCACGAAACCCGCCGCCGCCUCAGCAUGCAGAUACCUGCUACACGAUCGACGAACCCGCGGCUACGUCAGAGCUCGACGAGAUCUUCCGGUCCAUCGGCACGAGCGGCGGCGAGCACUCUGAUCUGUCGCAGAGCAGCACGGACAUGGAGGCCCUCAAUUUGUAUCAUCAUCUAGGCAUGUCAUACCCAUACUGGUGAUGUAAACGAAUAAUACAUGCACGCGUGCAUCCUA